Molecule: messenger RNA, 1362 nt
Organism: Lytechinus pictus (painted urchin)
Lineage: Eukaryota; Metazoa; Echinodermata; Echinoidea; Temnopleuroida; Toxopneustidae
Exons: 7
Coding region: 478-1101 (207 amino acids)
Source: RefSeq, a predicted model, not a curated record
GUACAAUAAAGCUACCCAAACGUAAACAUUAAAAACAUGAUUGUCAUAACGAAGCAAAAUAGAUUUUGCCUGAAUAUCUAUAAUAUUUACGAUAAAAUUUACAGCUGGCCAAGGACUUAAUUGUGGGAGGAUAUAUAUUGUGGAAUUCGAUGAUUUUGACCAACGAAUUUUGUCAACUGAUUUCGACUCUAACUUUGUUAGAAAGCUGCGAGAAGAGGCCGACAAGGCAGAGUGAGACGAUCGGUACCGCUGCGGCCGGCCCGGGGCAGGGCAUGCAGGGAGCUCCGCUCUGGAUUGAAACUACCUCAAGUGAGGUUCGUGUAGCUGUAGCUAGGCUCCACUUCACUAGAGUCUAGACACUACCGCUACAAUUUGCUCCACUCCACCUAUCCGAACCUCACGUUGGUGAACUCGCUCUGAUACCUGAUAUUUCGAGUGAUAAAGGUAAAGGAUUUGUGUCUUGGAGACAUUAUCAUCAUGACGUCGAGUCCACAGUACGUUCGUGUAUCUCUUAUAGGGCAGGCAAAAUACCUGCGUCAGUUUAAGAUAACCUCCAUCAUUCAUCUAACCAGUGGUAUAGCCUUGGUGAUCCUUGGAAUUGCUGCUGCAGCCACCAGAGCCAUGUGGUCUUUCUAUGCAGCACCAAUAUGGUGCGGUAUUCUGUUUUUCAUCGUUCCUGGAAUCGUUGGCCUGUGUGCCGCCCAACAGAGAAAGCAUCACUUGACGGCUGCUUACAUAGGACUGUCGGCGACGUGUAGCCUGAUCUCAUUUGGUCUCUUUUUCUUGUACUGCUUUAUCAUUUCGAUUGAGAGAACACUCGGACACAGCUUUUACACGUACUGCAAUCCCCUUUAUUUCCUGGAGUUUGACUGCCCCUCAUCUGUAGCUGGUAGAAUGGUGAUCGAGGUUCUGAUAGCACUCAUUUCUUUGAUGACGUUCUUCGCGUCCAUUUUUGGAAUGUUGUUUGGAAGUUGCUUCAACUGCACAUGUUGCGCCACCUGUGUCAAGGAGUGUUACAGCGACGCCCCACAGUGCUGCCAGUGUUGCUCGUGUUGUGGGCAACAAUCAAAUGAGGUAUCGGUGAGUUCCUUUAAAGGCUGAAAGUUUUACUACCAUUACAGCAGAUGGUUCUCUUCGACUAGAAGGUAAAUGUCAGUAUUUUAUCCAAGGCCAGUUCAGCAAAGACUGACACAUGCCUUUACGAGACCGAGAGAGAGAGAUAUGGGCAUUCAGAGACAUAUGGUCAUCUAAGACUGAGGCCAGUGCCCAUGAAAACAUACAUAUAUUUGUGCAUGUUUUUUUUCUCCACCUGUCAAAUUUAAUUUGCCAUUUGAGGGUCUAUAACUCCCCCACCCCCCCCCC